AUGAGAUCAUCAGAAGUUGCACACUUUGCCAAAUUUUUCUUUUCCUUCUUCACUGUAAAUCAGCAAGGCACAUGCGAAUUGAAAAUGACUUCGCCAGGUGCUAGAGAUAAAAAAUUUCAAAAGAAUUCACCACUGCCUGCCACCCCACCAACAAUAAAGAAUAACGAUGGCAAUAAAUUAAUUUGA
Clunio marinus is the source of this 186-nucleotide messenger RNA. The record is from the annotation of a GenBank genome assembly. Lineage: Eukaryota; Metazoa; Arthropoda; Insecta; Diptera; Chironomidae.